AUGCCAUCUCCGCUGCGGCUCCUGGAGAUCAGUACGGAUGGAACAAAGCGGGUCUCUGCGGCGUUAAGAAAGGCCCCGAGCGGGCCGAAACGCGUCAGGAACCGUGCUGGUCUUGUCACGGCUGAGAGCGACCUCCUGGGGACCGCUGCCAGCCCACGGACGUUUACACAGACCUGCCGGUACCGGAGAGCCGCCGGGCCACCGUCCCUACCCGGCAGACUGGGGCUGCUGGAGGACGUCUGGUCUGGCCGGCGCCCGUGGGGGAGGGAGGAGGGACGGGCGCAGGGGAGUACAGCCAUCCCUCUCGGGUUUAUUUUCCCCCAUGCUCUCCUCAGUAGGGAACCUUUCGAACCUCUUACCGUUUCCUACGCAUCAAAAACAAUUUUCCAAAGACUUUCUCCAGCUGGGGUUGCUGCGUCUUGCCUGGCACGGGGUCAGACGGUCAGGCGAAGUGCCGGGCGGGUUCCAGCAGUUGGACAGGGAUCUCCUUUUACAAGUUUGGAAGAUGCUGAAUUAAAGAAUUCAACCAAGCGAUUUGCUGAGAGGGACCAGCCUCCAUUCCAUGCGCUUGCCGAAUCAAGACUCUCUGGCCUUCUGAAAUACCGGUUAGUGUUGCACAGGCAUCUGAGAUCCCAGAAUGGAAGCACUACUUACCUGGCUUCCACGAAGGUCCUGACCUGCAUUCCAGUGAGGCAGCAUGACAGUGCACCAGUGUCAGCAAUCACCAGUAACCGCAAGCCAGACCUUCCUCCCGUUGUGCCACCCCAGAAGGUAAGAAACUGUCAGGGCACUCAGUUCUUAGCUCAAGGUAUGACAAUUUACGCUUCAGUGCUGGGAGUCUUUGGGUUUCAGUCCUCAGGCAAAAUGAGCAUGGACGCAGCUUGAGAGUUUUGCUCUAGAGGCUGGGGCU
Molecule: messenger RNA, 910 nt
Organism: Athene cunicularia (burrowing owl)
Lineage: Eukaryota; Metazoa; Chordata; Aves; Strigiformes; Strigidae
Exons: 4
Coding region: 1-885 (294 amino acids)
Source: RefSeq, a predicted model, not a curated record